Molecule: messenger RNA, 5603 nt
Organism: Petromyzon marinus (sea lamprey)
Lineage: Eukaryota; Metazoa; Chordata; Hyperoartia; Petromyzontiformes; Petromyzontidae
Source: RefSeq, a predicted model, not a curated record
CCCCCCCCCCCGGCCCGCUCGACGAUUCACGCGACGCCGAUUGAGAGCCGCGCUCAUGGCCUCGUCGCUCCGCAAGCCAACCGCCUGCUCGGCGCCACGGGUACUGGCGGAGGAAGCGACGCGAUCGUGAGCGGCUGUAUUUGGACUCACGGGCGGCACUCACGGCUGUAGGAACCAAACAUGAAGCUGUUUGUGUUCCUGGUGAACACGGGUGCCACCCUCACCUUCGACACCGAGCUGGCACUCCAAACCGUGGCGGAGUUGAGACAGGCCAUCCAGACCAAGUACCGCGUCGGGGUUCAGCACCAGGUGCUGGUGGUGAGCGGCGGCGAGUGCCUGGCGGGCGAUCGGAGGGUGUGCAGCUACAGCGCAGGAACGGACACCAACCCGAUCUUCUUGUUCAGCAAGGAGCUGAUCCUUCACGACCGGGCGCCGUGCGUGAGCCGUGUGGUGCUGCCCGGCGAGGCGCAGAUGGAGCCCAAGGUGGAGGAGUCGGUGAUCAUGCCGGCGGUGUUCCACACCGUGACGCUGCGCACGCAGCUCGCGCUGGAGAUGCAGGAGCUGGCGCAGCGGCUGUGUAUGGUGUGCGAGUCGCUGGUGCAUGACGAGCACAUGCAGCACCAGGGCUGGUCGGCCGUCACCGCCAACCUCGAAGACUGCAGCUCGGCCUUCGCGGGCCUCCUGACGGCCUUCACACGCGCCUACGCAGCCUUCCUGGAGUCACGCCGCGACAUCCUCUCCCAGCUCUCGGAGCUGGGCGACGCCGUCACCGUCAUGGCUCAGAUCCCGCUGCUCCAGUGCCUCACCGCCUCGGUCUCCUCCGUCUCCUCCUUGUCCCGCCGGCGCGACAGCCUGUGCCGACUCGCCGACCGCUCCGACCCCCGCCGCCUCUCGGCCGACCUCCCCUCCUCUGCCGGCCCGCGGCCAGCCGGACGGCCUCCCGCUCGGGCCGGCCCGGCCCCUCCCGAAGGCCCCGUGACGCCGCCUCCGAAAUGUCCAAGCGGCGGCGCCGACGACGGCCGACUGUCGCCGGGCCCCGGGGGCGGCGGGGGCGGCGGUGGAGACGAUGGAGACGAUGACGACGGUGGCCGGAUAAAGGGCAGCUUCAACGUGUCGUUGCUCGACUGGGUGAACGUUCAAGAUCGACCCAACGAUGUUGAGACGCUCGUCCGAAAGUGCUUCGAGUCGAUGAGCAGGCUGGAGCCCGGCAUCGUGCAGCCCUUCCUGGGCGACUGCCAGGAAACUCUGGCCAAGAUGGACAAUCCGAGCAUGAAGUCAAUCCGCGGGCUGGAGGACCGGCUCUUCGUGCUCGACCAGCUGCUCGCCUCCUGUCAGCGCCUCGUCACCGAGCAGAAGGAGCUGGCGCAGGGCUUCCUGGCGAAUCAAAAGCGCGCGGAGAACCUCAAGGACCCGUCGGUCCUGCCAGACCUGUGCCGCAGCCACGCCAACCAGCUGGUGAUCAUGCUCAGCAACCACAAGAAGCUGCUGGACGUCAAGCAGCGCUGCGCCACCGCCAAGCAGGAGCUCACCGACAACCUGCACGUGCGCCUGCGGUGGUGCUACUACGUGAUGCACCACGCCGACCUGGGCCGCGAGAAGCUGCAGGCGCUGUGUCACGUGCUGCGCGAGCUCACGGGCCGCGUGGGCGCCGCGCGCGAGGUGGCGCUCGCCCCACGACUCUACUGCCUGGCCGCCACCGAGACGCUGCGGCGGCGCGCCUUCUCCGCGCACUACCGGCGGUGGGCGAGUUUGCUGGUGCGUGAUGGGAAAGAGCUCUACCAGGCUGAGAGAGAGCGGAGAGUGGCGUUCAGACAGCUCUUCGGCCACAGCUUCCUCAAGGGGCGGCUCUUCCAGGGGCUCGAGUCGUGGCCCCCGUCGUCAUUUUGCACGCGUGAGCCGCGCGCGUUUGACGAGCAGCUUCCCGCGGUGACGCCCGAAGAUCUUCACUUCCUGCAGAGCCACAGCCCCCCCGAGAUGCAGCCCUACCUGCAGCUCCCGACGCUGUGCGACUUCGAGCUGCUGCGGGAGCACUCGGCACGCGGACGGAGGCUGGCGCGGGCCGUGCGCGGUGCCCAGGACGCGUCGCUCGCCCUCGCUCAGCUCCUCUCCACCAAAACGCUGGUGGGCAGGAGCGAUGGCCGUGGGGAGGCCGGGAGCUGGGAGGGGGGGAGCCCCGCGUCUCCCGACCGCCCCGACAGUCUCCUGCUCCUGUCGCCGCCGUCGCACGGGGAUACGGGCGACCCGGGACGCGAGGACGCGGGGGACCACGGGGGGUCCGAUGGGGACCCCCUCUCGAGGGACAACAGGGAUUUGUCCCCGGACAGCAUCGACUCGCAGGUGUUCGACUUCGAGACGAUCAACCACCCAGCGGCGGAGACGCACCCACCGGUUUCCACCGCAGCGUCGACCGCGGCCGCGGCGACCGCAGCGACGUCAACCGCGGCCGCCGCCCAGGCCAUCAGCCCCCGAUCGGCGGGCCUCCUGCAGAGCCCGGGCGCGGUGGUUGAAUCCCUGUACGCGUCCGUCAUCAAUGCCAUCGACAGCCAGCGACGGAUGCGGAGGGAGGGCGGCGAUGGCGAUGGCGAUGACGAUGGCGGUGGCGAUGGCGGCGAUGGAGCGACGGGCGAUUCGCGUUUGUCCUCGCCUCGCCCCGACUCUUGGUCGUCGCCGUCGACUCGGUCCGACGUUCGCUCGAGGACCUGCGUUGCUCGAGGCCGAGGGUGCGCGGCGGCGUUCACCGCGCUGCGGGCAUCGACGGCCGGAGUGCGCCGGGAGCUGGCCGGGCUCGGAGAGCAGGUGCGCAGCGACGGGCGCCAGCUCGCCGGCCUGCUCGCCGACGCCCGCCGGCGCCUGGAGGAGGCCCUGCCGGCACACCAGGAGUCGAACUCAGACAGCACGAGCGCUAACGGCGUGGAGAGGCGACCUCUCGUUGACCCCUCGCAUCAUCUGGCUCAACUACAGCAGCAACAACGAGAAGAGCAGGAGGAGGUGAGGGGGUGUGGGUUGGAUGCGGAGCUCACCUGUGAGGCUGAGAGGGUUCGAGGGCUCGAGGUGCAGCUCGCCCAGGAGGCCGAGAGGAGAAGCGAUCUGGAGACGGAGCUCGCCGAGGGGGCCGAGAGGUGUCAAGGCCUGAGGGUGGAGCUUGCCCAGGAGGCACAGAGGAGGAACAGUCAGCAGGUGCUGCUCGCUCAGCAGGCUGAGAGGAAACUGAGCCUGGAAGUAGAGCUUACCCAGGAGGCCAAGAAGCACCGUGGGCUGGCAGCGGAGCUCACUCAGGAGACCGAGAGGAGAGUAGGCCUGGAGAAAGAGCUCGCUCGGGAGACCGAGAGGAGAAUGAGCUUGGAGACUGACCUCGUCCAGGAGACUGGGAGGAGGGUGGGCUGGGAGACGGAGCUCACUCAGGAAGCUGAGAAGAGAGUGAGCCUGGAGAAGGAGCUCGUGUUGGAGAGUGAAAGGAGGCAUUUUCUGGAAUCAGAGCUUGCCCAGGAGGCCGAGAGGAGGGUAGGCUUGGAGACGGAACUUGUCCAGGAGGCUGAGAGGCGAGUAGGCCUGGAGACGGAGCUUUCCGAGGAUGCUGGGAAGAGAAUGAGCCUGGAGAAGGAGCUCGCUCGGGAGGCCGAGAGGAGAGUUGGCCUGGAGACAGAGCUUGUCCAGGAGGCUGAGAGGCGAGUAGGCCUGGAGACGGAGCUUGCCCUAGAGGCUCAAAAGCGCCGAGCGCUUGAGACGAAGCUCUCUGAUGAAUCCAAGAAAACAGUGGGCCUGGAAGCGCAGCUUGCCGAGGAGACCGACAGGCGCCAAGGCUUGACAGCAGAGCUCACCCAGGAGACCGAGAGAAGCCAGACCCUGGAAACGAUGCUCAGUAAGGAGACCAAGAGGCGAGAACACCUGGAAAUGGAGUUCAUCCAGGAGGCCGAGAGUCGCAAAGCUCUUGACACGAAGCUCGCUGAGGAAGCGCAGAAGAGGACGGGCCUAAUGGUGGAGCUUGCCCGGGAGACGGAAAGAAGACGUAACCUGGAGGCGGAGCUCGUUCAGGAGGCCGAGACGAGAGUGAGCCUGGAGACGGAGCUCACCCAGGAGGCCGAGAGGUCGCGCGGCCUGGCGGUAGGCCUCGCCCAGGAGACCAACAGGAGAAUUCUUUUGGAGGCAGACCUCGCUCACGAGGUCAAAGCGCACCGCGAGCUGGUGACGGCGCUCGCCGACGAGACUGAGAGACGGCACGAGCUGCAAGCGGAGCUCGCCGACAGGGCCGCGGAGCGGGAGGCGAGCCUGCACGGCCUGGCAGCGCUGCUGGAGCAUGAGCGGGAGCUGGCCGUCGCCGAGCUACUGAGCUGCCACGAGGCGGAGGUGGCGCGGCUCACCGCGGAGCUCCGCCAGGCAGAAACGAGGGCCCAGCGGCUGGAGGAGCAGGGGGAGGAGGCAGGAGGUCUCACCGUGGAGCUCCAGGAGGGGGUGCUGGACGUGGAGUGGAGGUCUCGCGAGGCUUCCAGGGGGAGGCGGAGAGAGAAGCCGGUCGGGGUGGCGCUCAAGACGGCGGGGAGCGAAGCGGGGCGUCAUCAGCAGCACCAGCAGCAGCAGCAGCAGGGCCUGAUAACUGCAGCAGAAAGGGGGCUCAAGGCCGGGGCGUCUAGCGAGCCGCAGGUGAUGCCCUCUGCUGUUUCCGUGGCCUUGCAAAGUCACCUCCAUGCGCAGUCGACCCUCGAUUAUCCGCGUGCGAUUCAUCUGAUUUGCGGAGUAACUGCGCACCUGAGAUUUUGACGUAAAUGAAAAACUCAUGGACUUUCCCUUCAGCCCAAAUUAAUAAUCUAUAAAAACAGUUAUACAUUGUUAUACUUGGGAAAUGUUUAACACAAUUCACGUGCUGAAACUGAGCAAAUUUAUGUUCCGGUUAAUCCGAAAUGCACGUGAUCGCCUCUACAGUAUAGUAGUUGCCUGAUGACGACCGCUUGUGUUGCGAUCGAAACGUCGUGAUUUGCUUUAUUUUAUUUUAUUUGUAACUAGUAUAGUAGUUGCAUAUCUUUACAACAGUGGGCGGAGUUUGAUGGAUUUUGAUUGGCGUGGCUCGGCUAUCCACUUAGUGGGCAGAGUCUUCUGCACAGGAGCAGGAACGUGUUAUCAUUGAGCACGCGCUUUAGAUCGUUGGGAUUGGUUCUUAAUUUAUACCUAUAUUAGUGGUUUUUGGAAUAGAGAUCUGCGUAAGAUGGUUAUAUUUGGAUUUUCUGCAAUUUUGAAUUAUCUGCGGUAAUCCUCCCCGUCAUUAGCACGGAUAAUCGAGAGUCUACUGUAUUUUCUAGAGGUCGCCUAGUGGCUGGAGACUUGGUACUUUCCUCCAGAGGGGACCCAGCACUCUCGACCAGGACUCUUUAGCGGGAGGACUUUCGAGCCGGUGUUUUUUUUUUUCUCCCGAUGGCGUCUAGACCCAGGACUCUGCACGAGGAGGGCUUGAGAGCCAGCCGCAUGCGCCGUGUAACCACCGCAGUCCAGCCGCGACGUGUCCUGCCCAAGCCCACUCACUUUUCUUAACAUUGGUUGCGAUCGCAAUUAAUUGCGAUCGCAACCAAUUGCGAGCCCAACUCCUGCCCACACUUCUUGGCGCGUGCUCUUCA